UCCGCCAACUCGCUCGCCUUCAUUGGCCCCGCUCACGCUCCUACGCUCACCGAGUUCUGCUACGUUCGGGUGCUCCACGUUGAAGGAGAUAGCGCGACGGUGCGCGUUGUGGGCCCUGAUGCCGGGAAGGAUGGCCACGAACUCCAGCUCCCAGUCGCUGCGAUAGACCUCCGCGUCGUCGAUGCCGCCGAGGCUGAACUCUGGCCCGGAGAUUACGUGGGACAACCCGUCGCGUUCGUUCAACCCAGCGGUCCUUCAACAGGCCAGUGGGCAUAUGGAGUCGUGAUCCGCUACGAGAUGUUGGCCGCCGGCCGAUCGCUCAGCGUGCAAGUCGGGCAGGAAGUUACUACGGUACCACUGUGCCGACCCGAUAACGUACGCCCUUCAAGUUGGGGCGAGAUAAUCGUGCCUCUCAUCCGCCCCCACGAUCUGGCAACGGUGCAAGUACGACGGCAGCACGUUCUCGAUUGCCUCAUGGGUCAGCGCAAAAAGAACGCUCUAGCCAUUUACAACGACCCGCAACUGCCACGUGCCGAUCGAUCAGACUCCGGAGCUGCACCACAGCGACCCAUGUCAUCUCACAUGCCUGAUGACCUACUGAGUAUCACAAGCAAGGCAACGGAUGAUGAUAUCCAGGCGUUCCGCAAUCAGAAUCGUAUGCUUGGUAAGCGAUCAAGAGCCCCGGAACGGGAUGGUGCAUCGGCACACGACGAUCUUCUUUACUAUGGAGUUGGUUAUGGUACCGAGGACGACGAGCCUAGCUCAAACGACGAUGACAAUGAGCCCAGUCGGGGUGCGUUUCGACCAUCAGCGACCCAGCAGCGCGUAAGCCGGACAAUUUUACACCCGCGAUUUCGAGGUAAGUCGUGCAACUACAUUUUCGAACGUAUGCAGCAACGAGUCCACGCCCCCUUCCUCGCCGUGCCACCCGUGUGCCAUGGCCUACUCGACUUUGGAUUUGGCGUCCAUGGACUCUCACUGAUGCACUGCCAUCCGGCAGACUUGAUGACUCGCGUAAAUGCCCAUGAUUCGACUGUCAGCUUUACGGACUUCUCGGAACGCAACACGCUGCGCCCAGCUCAAACGGCAAGGUCGCGCACCGAUGUCAGCAGAUCAUUGCGGUCCCUUCGCGAAUUUGCUGAGCGCUUUUACACUCAGACGGUUGUGAACCUUGUUGACGAUGCGAUCAGCUUUAUCGACUCUUACCAAGGCCUGUCCGACUCCGACAGUGUCGGCUGGAAGCUUAUGGCGUUCUGGAUCACGAGCAAGUUUAGCAAGUUUCGGAGUAUGAUUGUCUCGCGCGACGUUGACGCGGCCCGGAGUAUCGGUAAGCAAGAGUUUACUCGAAAGGACGAGGAUCUAUUGGAACUGGAA
Phytophthora sojae is the source of this 1374-nucleotide messenger RNA. RefSeq lists its product as hypothetical. The annotation marks the transcript as partial. Lineage: Eukaryota; Oomycota; Peronosporomycetes; Peronosporales; Peronosporaceae. The transcript has 2 exons. The record is from RefSeq and is a predicted model, not a curated record.